This is a messenger RNA of Chrysemys picta bellii (western painted turtle), 2450 nucleotides long. Its product is annotated as beta-1,4-glucuronyltransferase 1. Lineage: Eukaryota; Metazoa; Chordata; Testudines; Emydidae. Gene Ontology annotation, biological process: protein O-linked glycosylation via mannose. Gene Ontology annotation, molecular function: glucuronosyltransferase activity. The record is from RefSeq and is a predicted model, not a curated record. Gene Ontology annotation, cellular component: Golgi apparatus.
CCGGAUGCAGCCAGGGGCGCAUGAGCCCGUCCCGGGCAAUGGUCAGAAAACCACCUCCCGACACCCCCCCUGCGCCCCCCUGUCCCUGGCGGGCGGGGCGCGGUGGCGAGUCGGCCUGCAGUGGCUCCUCCCUAGGGCAGGUGGCGCGCUGCCGCAGCGACGGGCGCCUCCAUUCCCGGCCCCCGGCCGGCUGCAUGGAAGGGCUGGGAGCUGCAGCCGCCCGCUGCCUGCGCCGGUCCCCCCUGGCGAGCAUGGGCGCAGCGCGCCGGGCCUGAGCGGGGAGCCCCGGCCGCGGCCGGCAUGCAGGGCCCCGCCAGAUGCUCCUUCUUCAAGGCGCUGCUGUGGGCGCUGGCGCUGGUGGCCCUGCUGCAGCUGCUCUACCUGUCCCUGCUCUCGGGGCUCCACGGCCGCCAGCAGCGCUCCCGCUACUCGGAGCUGUUCGGGGGGCGCCGGGGCGAGGCGCCCGGCCGGCCCAGCGAGCAGCAGAAGGAGCAGCUGAAGCGCGCCCUGGCCAGCGGCGGGCGGCUGGAUGCCAGCGGCCAGUACCGGAUCUACACGGACAUGCUGGGGCCCCCGGAGCGGGCGGGGCGGGCGCCCGACCUGGUGCUCGCCACCCACACCAGCCUGAGCAACCUGCACCAGCUGCAGGAGCUGGUGGGGCGCUGGCAGGGCCCGGUCUCCGUGGCGCUUUUUGCGCCGGGCCCCGCCGAGGUGCGGCUGGCCACGCUGAUGCUCUACGCCUUGGGGGCGCUGUGCGGGCCAGUGCGACAGCUGGUGAGUGCCCACCUGGUGUGCCACUCGGGGGACCUGGCCUCCUUCCCCGAGCUAGAGGACCGGGCGGAGUUUGCCCGGCUCAAGGCCUGUGGGGAUGUCUUCGCCAAGCUGGCACGGGCUGGGGCGGGCCGGCGUAAUUAUGCCCUGGGCGCCAACGCUUCGUACCCCAACAACCUGCUGCGCAAUGUGGCACGGGGGGCAGCCACUGGGCACUACACGCUCGUGCUGGACGUGGACAUGCUGCCCAGCGAGGGGCUGCGUGAGGCCUUCCUGGCACUAACUGCAACCUUGGGUGCUGAGGGGCCACCAGGCGUCUUCGUGGUGCCCGCCUUUGAGAUCCGGCACACCCGGCGCCUCCCAGGUGCCAAGGCCGAGCUGCUGCAGCUGUAUCAGGUGGGGGAGAUCCGGCCGUUCUACGAGGAGCUCUGCCCACGCUGCCAGGCCCCCACCAACUACUCACGCUGGCUGAACCUGCCUCCAGGCAGUUCCCUGAAUAUUGCCUACACCGUGGAGUGGAGGGACCCCUGGGAGCCCUUCUACAUCAGUGCCAACUCUGUGCCACCCUAUGAUGAAAGAUUCAAGCAGUAUGGGUUCAACCGCAUCAGCCAGGCAUGUGAGCUCCAUGUGGCCGGAUACAGUUUCUCAGUGCUGAACAAUGCUUUCCUGGUGCACAAGGGCUUCAAGGUGCCGAGUGAGUUCCAUGCACAGAAGGAUGCCGAGAAUCAGCGCAACAAGAUGCUCUUCCGCCAGUUCAAGCAGGAGCUGAAGCUGAAGUAUCCUGGCUCACCACGCCGGUGCUGAUGGUCCUGCCGUCUCCGGCACAGCUCCUCAGACCUGCCUUCCCCAUGACCCUUCAUCUGUAGCUUUGGUGUCAGUGUUUUGGGGGGGCCCUGCCCAAUCUGGGCUUGGAAUGCCCCCUCCUUUCCAUUGAGUCAUUAAUCUCCACAUCGGACAGAGGUUUAUAGUUGGGGGGAAUCUUUCCAGCCACAUCACACUGGAUCCUUCACCUGCCCCAACCUGUUGCUGGGGCCAUGGAGUCCUGUAUCCCCAUCCCCCAAAAUACUUCAGCAUUCUCCUCCCCCACUUUCCUAUUGAACAGCAGGCUGUCAGAACAGAGGACCUCCCCCCGGCCUAUUGCCUGUCUGGGCAGAGGACAGCUGUUUCCUCCCUCCGCAGCUCCCUUGUUAUGAUUCUUUCCCUCCUUGAGCAGGGAGAAAGAGGCUGUUCUGGACUCAGCAGCCCCCUCUCCCUUUUUGUAGGUGGUUAUGGGGUGGAAGCUAGUAUAGGGAUUAGAGAAGGGGGUGGGGAGUCAGGACUUGUGGGAUCUUUCCCUAGCUCAGAGAGGAGAGUCUAAGGGUUAAAGAAUGAGGGGCUGAAAUUCGGGACUCCUGGGUUCUGUUCCCAGUUUUGUCACUGAUUCUAUUUGCCCUCCACCAAGUCCCCUCCCCUUUCUGCACCUCAUUUUUCCCCUUUGUAAAAUGGGAAUUAACGCAGUGACCUACCUCCUGAGGGCAGGGAGCAUGAGGCUUAAUUUAUGAAGAUGCUCAAUGCUGCUUGGAUGGGACUGGCAGAGUGCUCUUACCCCACUGUAGGAAAUGGCCUGGCAUUCAGUCCCCCUGAGUGCGAACCUUGGGUUAGAACAAUAAAGUACUGUGGAGGCCAGGGGCGUCUCCUCA